UGGCCUCCGUUGUCAUGGGAAACGGGGUCGUUUUGUCGAAGCUUCUCCUGUCAGGCCUCCUAUUAAUAGUCAGAUUCAGUUUCCAGUUACCCAGUUAAGCAGCAACACUCGGAGGGAUCAACAACUUUUGCGGAAAUAUAAAACAUGUCCUAUUCCAGCCGAUUUGGUUUCGACUUCCACCUGCCGGAUGAGGGAUGGUGCUACCCGAAGAACGACAUGCACUUCAUCCGCAGCGCGGAGUGGGUGCCCGUGGAGAAGGCAGGCGUGGGCCGCUCCUUCGCCAAUCCCAAUGGCGUGAUCUAUCCGCGGGUGGUCGGCAUGAUUCCACGCUACGGCGGCCACGUUCCGGGCAACAAAUUCCGUGUGGGCAACACCUACGGUCGCUCCACCAUUGACGCCAAGCGUCAUCUGGCCCUCAAUCACGAUUGAGGAACGAGUUCCCGGAUCUCUAGCUCACCAUUAGCCAAUCAAAUUCGCUGUGUUACGCUUACAGAAGCACCCGAAAUAAAUCGUAUACAGUAGAAACCUGUAGAACAUGGCAGAUAGAAAUAAAACCAUAUAAAUUCAAAUGUCAAAAGAA
Messenger RNA from Drosophila teissieri, 580 nucleotides. Its product is annotated as protein FAM166B. The record is from RefSeq and is a predicted model, not a curated record. NCBI's taxonomy places the organism in Eukaryota, Metazoa, Arthropoda, Insecta, Diptera, Drosophilidae. The transcript is spliced from 2 exons. Bases 145 to 429 code for a protein of 94 amino acids.